Molecule: messenger RNA, 873 nt
Organism: Dictyostelium purpureum
Lineage: Eukaryota; Evosea; Eumycetozoa; Dictyosteliales; Dictyosteliaceae
Exons: 2
Coding region: 1-873 (290 amino acids)
Molecular function (GO): protein binding; peptidyl-prolyl cis-trans isomerase activity
Source: RefSeq, a predicted model, not a curated record
AUGAAUUUAUCACUAUCAUCAUUAAAUUCAUCACCUUCAUUAUCGUCAUCAUCCUCAUCACCAUCCCCAUCACCAAGAUCAACAUAUAGCACACCAGAUAAACAAAGAAAAUCAGCAGGUAUUCAAUUGGAUUCAGAUGGUUGUUUAGUCAAAAGAGUCAUUAAAGAGGGGUAUGGUGAGUUACCCCCACCAAGAAGUUUAGUCACUGUACAUUAUGAAGCAUAUUUAUCAAAUAAUCAAUUGUUUGAUUCAUCUUUACAAAGAAAUUUACCAUUUACAUUUCAAUUGGGCACUUCGUCAGUUGUAGAGGCUAUAGAGAUGGCAGUACCUACAAUGAAAGUAGGUCAGGAGGCUGAGAUUGUUAGCACUCAAAAAUAUGCUUUUGGAAAGUUAGGUUUACCACCAUAUAUACCACCAAAUGUUUCAGUUAUUUUUAAAAUUAAACUAUUAUCUUUUAAAUUCAAACAAAAUGACUAUAAUAAUUUUGAAGCAUUAAUCACAAGAGCAAAAGAAGAAAAAGAAACUGGUAAUCAAUUCUAUAAUAAAACAAAUUAUAAAAAAGCAAUUAGACACUAUGUAAAAGGUAUUUGGAUUUUAAGUGACCCAGAGCAAACAUUGGGUAUAAACGAGGGCGAAGAUAAACUCCUCAAAGAAACUUUUAUUGUAUUAUAUUUAAAUUUAGCCUCAUGCCAUAUCAAAUUAAAAGAUGGAAAGAGAGCACUUUCGACAUGUGAAAAAAUUUUAGAAUUGGGUGGAAAUACUGCUAAAUUUUAUUUUAGAAUGGGCCAAGCUUAUGCAUUAAAUAAACAAUUUGACUCUGCAAAAAGGAGUGUAAUUCAAGCCAUAAGAUUAGAACCAAUAGUAAAGAAUUAG